Molecule: messenger RNA, 891 nt
Organism: Leptinotarsa decemlineata (Colorado potato beetle)
Lineage: Eukaryota; Metazoa; Arthropoda; Insecta; Coleoptera; Chrysomelidae
Product: sperm-associated antigen 7
Molecular function (GO): nucleic acid binding
Source: RefSeq, a predicted model, not a curated record
AGAAAGAAAAAGGUUAGUUUUGAUAUUAUUUUUGUUUUGAAUUUCUAGACUGUCUACAAGAUUCCUGAAACCCCAAAAUGGAUUUAUUAGGCUCUAUUAUGAAUGCUAUGGACAAACCUCCAAGUUUAACUGAAAAGGAAAAAAUACUAAAGAAAAAAAGAAAAGAAGAGUUCGAACGUCGUCAAACUGAAGAGAAAGAAAAACUUCAACGCUUCAAAGAUCGAGUUGAAGCUAAACUUAUAUCACAUUUCAAAGAUCCAAAAAAUGUUAUGUUGAAAUUCGAGCCCAUGGAUCAAAUUUGUAGAAGUAUAGUACAUGAACUAGCAGAGUCGUGCGGUUUAUUGUCAUACGCGUUUGGAACUGAUGGAGUGGAUAGGUACGUAAGGAUAUACAGUAAAGAACAUCCACCUUGUGAAGAUGAAAUCGCAGCAAGGCGGAAAGGUGAACCAUGGAAUGAAGAAAUCAGACGACAGUUGAUGGAAAAGAGACAUCAAGCAGAGCUGGAAAUUCAUGGUACCAAAAGAAAAUCUGAAAAAUUUACACCCAACAGUAAUUAUAAAGAUAAAUAUGCUCACAUUAUAGGCCAGGAUGCUGCCUUGGAAGCUGCCAGAAAGACAGAAACAAACAAGUCAUAUGGUUUUGUGCCCAGUGAGAACAAAAAAGAUAUGAGAUCAAUUGAACAAACAAUGGCUGAUAUAAGAGCUAAAAAAAGACAAAAACUUGAAAAAACAAAUUUGCAAGAUGAUUCAUCUGAUGUUCCUUCUAAUUAACACUUUUUAAUUAUAUAGUUUUCCAAUUAACAUAAAUACUUAUGUAAUUGUUAAGAUUGUUGAGUAUUAUAUUAUUUUUAUGUUGUGCAUGAUUUACACUCAUUAUAUGAUGAAAUAUAAA